UAAAGUUUUUGCUUCCCAUGAAAAAUUCGCCUUUUAUUUAUAUAAAAAAACGCAAUUACUUUUUGGCCAACCCUAUACUUUCGGUCACUAAAAAUGUGAAUAGUAUUCUUAAACCAACACGGACAUUUGGAAACGGAGGUCACCAAGUCUGCGUACUCUAUCUAAAGUUCCAUAGAUAGCUAUGAACUGAUAAAACCAUGAAUUAGAUAAGCCAUGAACUCUUGCAGAACAUGCAAUAUAUUAUAGAUUACAGUUAAUACUGGCCGAGCCCCCUUUUGGACUCCGGGCCCGGGCGCCAUGUACUCUCUGCACCCCCUGUCGCGGGCCUGCGACACGCAGGCGCGAGACGUACACACACGCUGGCGGCAUAUCAGGUCACACGUACGCGCGCACACGCGCAUAGAUGUCACAAGCGACGUAGCAGCACCUCUCCGACGGCGCCGAGAGUGCGCGUGAUAUAUUUUUCCUCGAGCAGUCGUGUCCAAUAUGGCGCGCGUGUUGUGAGCGGCGUUAACGUGCAGGUAAGCCCUCCGCUUGUUACGCGCGCGUUACGCGUAAUCCGUCUCCUGGCGGAGGCGACGAGGUAGCGUCGCCCAGCGGGCUCCGUGACCCGCGAACGUGCGCGAUCAAGCGGUGCGACGGCGCCAGCCGUGGAGCUUUCAAGGUCCGGCGCUAGCAAGGUGACUCCCUGCUCCGAAUAUUUAUCGAGGUAUCUGCACGAGCGUGAGGAGAACGAUGUAAUUACGAGAAAAUAAUAACAAAACAAUGUACAAUGAACUACGGUGGAAAUAUGCCAGAUUGGCAUCAGUAUAAUUCCCCGCAAGCUGGAAUAAGCGACGUGACGUCCACUGCUCAAAAUGUCAAUUCGGGACACUUACCGUUCAUCUCCAGUAUUAAUUCGAGCUGCCCGACGCAGCUGAACGGCCUGAACCUCGGCUCGGACGGACUUGAGAAACACCAGAGCGACCCGAACUUCAAUCCGAGGCAUUUCCAGCAGCAUUUACCGGCGAACCUCUCGCACGGACACAAUGCCACGGAUAAUGCUCCGUUGGCGUCGAUGGUGCAAAUGCAGAACUGCAUUGGUCACUACGGGCCGUCGAGCACGAGGAACCCCAUGGUGGACAAUCUGAACGGCCCUAUGGACCCGAGGAACACCGCGAUGACCGGCCUAAACGAAGAGCUGAGCUACCGAAGCAAUCAGGUGCCUUUGAGCGGGCCUAUGUCACACAUGAACGGACCAAGCGUGAUGAGCAUGAGCGCUCCGCACGGACCGAUAGGACCGCGAAGCGCUAACGCGAGUUCGAACUCGCACGCCGCCAGCAGAACGGGCCCCCCGCCGCCGUCGUCCUUCGUCGCCUGCAAAGCGCCGUGCUGCAAUCCGGAUCCCAAUUACCAGCAAUGGGAGAAGUACUGCUCUUAUCAGAACAACGCCUACAGGGAAAACAUUCGUACGAAUGGCUACCAGGCGGACGCCCGGCGCUUCGGAGGCGACUUCAACUUCAGGAAGGACAACUUCGACGGCAAGGAGAUCCUACCGCCGGCCAGCGCGCCGAACGCGUCGGAUCAUCGACGGAACUUCCCCGACUUCAAGUACCGCAAGGAGCGCGCGGUCUCGCGCAGCUACCCGUCGAACUCGGGCAUGCUGCACAGCUAUCCGUCGAUGCAGAACUACAAUUACGCGGGCGACUAUCAGAAGUACCCUUACCCGAACAUCAAGGAGUAUCCUAAGGCGAACAGCAUGAGCGUUCCCCCGAGUCAGAGCAUGGUGAAACAUCAGCAGGAGCAGAGCUUCGCUCAUCAGCAGAAGUACAACAAGUCGAUGUCGUAUCAGAACAACGGCGCGAUGAUGUCGACGAGCGUGCCGAACCCGAACAUGCUGCCGUCCGCGCAGAACAGCUACUUCAACUCGCAGCAAUACCCGAGGAACCCGUCGACGGACACGUCCCAGCACGACUGUCAGGCGGCCACCAACGACAGCGCGACAACGAUGAUGAACGCGAGAAUGCAGCCGUCAAACAUGCACGCGCAGUACCAGCAGGUCUAUCAGCAGAAGCUAGCGAUGCAGCGAUUUUCGAUGGAGAAUCACCUGAGGGAGAUGACGAGGAUCCCCGGCUACCAGUCACACCCGAAGUACAAGGAGUGCGUCCUCAGGUAUCGCGAGAUACUGAAAUUACAGCAAUCCGUUGCAUAUCAAGGGCAGAUGCCGUCCCAGCCGCAGACUCAACAAUCGUGCGUCGCCGCGACGACCGUCAAUACUGCCGUUCCAUCCAUAAACUUGCAGUUUGAUCAGAAUGGAGUUUUAAUAAACUCGAAUUACAUACCCGAGGGUUUCCCCAGGAUGCAACAAGUGUCGAAUUCUCAGGCGUCGGAUAACUUAGUGGACAAACAGGGCAAGCAGGACGACGGUAAUCCCGCCGAAAUGAUGAACCAUAACGUCCAGAAGCGGGAGCAACUAGUUUCGCAGCAGCAUGACAAUCAGGCAAUCGUUUUGUGCGCGAAAGGUAUGCAGCCGCAGGAUCGAUAUUCCGUUCAGAAGAACCUUAAUCAGAGCCAGUUCGAGAUGCAGGCGCCGGGAAACGAGGAUUUCAGCGAUCUGAGUGCGAGCGCGAGUGACGCGGCCGCGCGACAGAAAAUGCCCAAGCAGUUCGCCGACAAGCCCGAGCUGGACGUGCGUCAGUUCCUGGCGAACUGGGACGAAUCGGAGGACGAGGACGGCGCGAACGCGAACUUGCCAAGCGCAGUCUUGAGCGACUCGACGCCGGUAGUGGUCGUGGGCUACGAGAACGUCGACCUCUCGGCGAAAACCUUGGAGGGCUUGGAAGGCUCCAAGUCGGGACGGAUCACCACGGAUGUGAUAACGUUCGAGAACCAGGAUAAGAGCAACGUCAGCGUGAUGCCCGCGCAGGACUGCCUGACGAUAUCGUACGCGUCGGCGGAGAACGUCGAGGUCACGAAGGACCCGGCGUGCAAGGAGAUCGCGAAGGAGAGCAUCGUGCAGCCGGGAAGUCACAUCAUACAGUGCAUAAGCAACGGGCCGGACGAGGUGCCGACGAUACACAUAGUCGACAACUUGGAAAUAGGCAGCAUCCUGCAGGUCACCAAUGGGCAAGUUACGGAGACUCUUGGCGGGCAGGACGCGCUAUCGUUUUUACAGGACAACGCGAAGGUCCAGGCAAGCACGAUAACUAUCGAGACGGACAAGUUUAAGAAGACAAACGGCAACAGCGAGUCAGCUGCUGACUACAAUGCGAGCAAGGAGGAGUACGUCGUCGAGAAUUCCUCUCCCGCUGAAGCGGUGGAAGGUGGAACGUCACAAGCAGCGCAGGGAGGCGACCAGCGGGUAACCGCCCUGCCUGCGUCCGUGAAGAGCAACUUGGAUUCGGCCCAGGACGUGAAUUUGAAGAAGCAGAACAGUUUCGCGAGCGAGGAAUCUCACAAUCCGGACGACAUAAGUCUGCCGGAUCUGCAUACGUCCGAGUGCACCCCAAUCUCCACUACGUUAAACACGCCGAUCCAUUCUGACACGGAGGAGUCGUCGGAGCGCGUUCAGGAUCUCACGAUAUCGACGAACCCGAUAGAAAUCAUACAAAACAGUCCCAUGAUCAGCUUCACGCAAUCGCCGACGAAGAGCGAGCCCUACGACCACUUGAGCAACGAGGGGGAAGCUAGGAAUAGAUCGGCGGGCUCGUUGGAAAGUCGAUAUCAAGCGGAGGAUCGGAAUAACGAUGUACUCGACCACGACGCCGUUCUUGGCACCUUUGAGUUUUCCGCGAAUGUCAAUAAGGACGAAUCUACUGCGGAAAACGGUAAAGAAAGCGCGAGCCUAAAUGGAGAUGCCGUUUCAGCGAACAAUAGCGGGAGAACGUUCUUGGACGGUGAAGCGGAAAGAUCAGAGGCCACCAGCGUAUGCAUGACUUUGACCUCUGGCGAGUAUGAAUUAAAGAUCGUGUCAGCGCAGAACGUGGGAACAUCGAGCAAGUCUACGCGGGAAUAUAAAAGUUCAUCUCUCGAUUGCCACGCGAAUGAAUCUCAAACUGCCGCGGUAGGUCAGGAUGCGUCGACAGUUGGCAAGAAAUUACAAGUGCUUCCAGAGAGAGGCAUGAGAAACGCGCUGCGAUACGGUGGUUCGAGGCAGCUGGAUGAGGCGCUGCAGAAUAUUACUGGUAAAUCGGACUCGGUUGAACGUCGCGGCGGCCAAGAUGAUGUUCAUUACGACAAGAGAUCUUUGACUGACCUGAAUCGCGAAACAGCAACGAACGAUACCGCGCCAAUAGCUUCUAAGACAGCGGCGGACGAUAACUGUUCAACAAAGAUCGUUAAAACUAAUCCAUCCGCGUUGCUCGGCGCGAAACGUUCGACCUCGAGUAACGAUAAAUUGCGAAAGCGCGAAACGAGCGAUAAAUCCGCGAAAGAGGAUUCUUCUUCCGAGAACAAUGGUAAUAAAUCGUUAAAGAUUGACGCGAAGGACUUGAAAAAUUCUUGGCAAAUUAUAAAAGAUCACAAGAAAUCGAUUUUGAACGAUCAAGCGAAUUCCCAUCAUGCGAGGAAGUGCUCGCCCGCAAAUGCGACGGAAAAAUCCAACGAGAUUAUGCAUCAGGAUAAACAUCGCGGUAAAUCGGAUAUUCUGCGUAACAAGCCAAGGAUAAUUGAUAACGUUAGCAUCGAUGACAGCGGGGAGAGGAUGCGACUUUUGAAGGAGUACAGAAGGAUCAAGCACAAGUCGUCCACCAUGGAGAUCCAAGGUAAGAGCAAAGUGUGCUCUUCCUCCGAUCCCGACGAGCAUUCCGUGCUGCAAGUGCCGAGUGAUAAACAGCUGUGUCAGAAGGAUGGCAAGUUCAAAUUGGCCGAGGAGCGGGAAAAGAAGAACGCAAACAUCUUGAAGAAGUUCGUAACGAAAAAUGUAAACCCGGACUUUGCUAUUCAAGUCACGAACGUUAAUUUGAAACGCAAAGAUAACGACGAGCAGAAGGAGUCGCAGCGCUCGGGGGAAGAAACGAAGAAUAGCGGUCCCCUCGAUGCGAUCAAGAUCGAAAUAAAUGUCUCGUGCACGGAGCGAAACACAACGGAGAAGCUGCUGCAUGAGAAUAUCAAGAACGCCGUCGCCGAAACGAUCGGCCACCUGACCAGUUCGAUAUCGAGCGGAGCGCGAUCAAACUCGGCGAAUUUAAAGGAAAUUCAGUGCGACAAAGACGGUCUGGAUGGUCGUGAGAAACGCAAUCGAUCUCAGCCGGAAGCAUCUACGUACAACGAAGUGCGCAAGGAUCAGAGCAACGCGGAAGUCAUGAAAUACAAAUCAUUGAUCACUGCAUGCAAAGAGGAUAUAGCGAUGGAUGAAACAUCUGGCUCGCUUAUCCCGAGAAAGAAAAGAAGCUCGUCGUCGGAGCGAGAAUUAAUUCACGAUAAUGGAAAUAUCAGUAUUAAUACUGAGACGGCACUGAGCUCCGCGGAAACCCUGAAACCAGAACACGCGAUGGUUAGAAGAAGAAGCAUUCAUCAGGAUACGGAAAGAAAAGCUGUUGCCGCGAACUUUAGUGGAAGCGACGACCUGAAAACGCCUUCGGAGAAGAAGGAGUAUCAGGAAGCAACCGUUGCUUCCGCAUGCAGGAACGUAAGAAAUUUACAAGACGAUAUAGCGUCCCGAUUAAACGCGAUUCCUUCAACCUCCUCGAGCACGGUGGAUCCCAGUUUGGAGAAUGCGAAUUACGAUAACCCCACGCAUUUUGAUUACAAUCACUUUGACGUUGCGCCAAACGAAAAUUUGGACGUCAACGACAAGCGCACUGAUAGGUGGAAAAGGCCAAGGAAGGACGACGGUAAAUUUAACAACUUCGAGCCGUACGAGACCGCGAGCGUGUACGUGAAUCCGAUCUUCUUCAGCGCGGACAAGCUGGAGAAUCUGAAUACAGUUCCUGUGUACACUACCAAAGACGGAAAGAUUACCUACAGUCCCAAUCCCAGAUUCACGUAUCGUGAAUUACUUAUGGAGGCUCGCGCGAAGGACAAUUACGGUAGCGCGCGCGAGUCUUCAUACUUCGCGAGCUCUCCGCUCGAUUACAAUUGCUCGAGGUUGCGUAAGGUAUUUAAGAGAAAUCGUGAGGUCCUCACGGCUAUCAGAAAGAGGUCAGAAAUCGAUUUCGCCGAUGGCAAGCUUCAGUCCGCGGCAAAACACGUUAAUUAUUUACCGAACAAGAACGCCGCCCUCAAAAGCGCCCACUGCGCGAAAGCACGGGGCACGCCGCAUCUGGAGUUCUUCAACGACGACGCGGACAAGUUAUACGCGAACAGGAACAGUCAGCAGGACGGCAAGGAGAGCAACAAGAAGAGCAUCGGCGACUUGAGUUUCCUUGAGAAACAAUACAAUCUGAACAACGAACCUGCGCCCAGCACGAUUAAACACUGCAAGGCGAAGAUGCUCGCGGACAAUCUGAACUACGAGAAAGAGUACGGCGAGAACGUGAUGUUCGACUCGCAUUUAUUUUUGGGAUCGAGAGCCGCCUGUUGGGAAGAGACGAUGGAAUCGGUCAAGUCGUACUCGUCCCACGUCGACAGACGAAACAAACAUCUCAAGGAACUGAACUUCAGCGAGGUGUUCGCCGCCCAGAGACGCCUGGAUCUCCUGCCGUUUCUGUCCGCGGAACAAGAGCCUCUCUCGGGCGGUAACAACGAUCAGAAGACGGGUUAUAACGUGGCAAACGAGCUGAUAUCCAAUCCCGCAGCGUGCGAUUACAACAUCGAUAAUUUAUCCCGAGGUCAGGCCGGUGAGAACGAUCCGACGUCGUGUAAGCAGUCGGACGUUAUUCCGCUUGGCGAACGGAAUGAGUGCGAUAAGCAGAACGCCGUCUCGACGACAAAAGCUGACGACUAUCCACCGGCGGUGACCGACCAGUGUCCAGAGCAAGAAUCUCAACCCGAUGAGAUCCAGUCUGACACGACCGCGCUCGUCGAAGAAGCGCGAUCCUGUUCCUCCAAAGCAGCGGACAAAAAUACUCACGGUACGGAGGAAGGUCGGGGCUCGCCGAGUGACGAUAACGAUCAGGAAACGCUAGAAGCGGAGCACCUAACGGGAAACGACGCGCACGUUCAUGGACAAGAAGAUAAAUCCGCUGCUGAGAGCGCAAACGCGAAACGUGUGUCAAAUUCGAGCCCCACCGAGGUCGCGUUACCCGAAUCAAAUGCUGAACGCUUGUCCGACGAGCCGAAAUGUACAGAAGCGACAGAAGAGUCUGCUUUGAAUGACGCUGACGAAGUCGACGAUUCCGCGAAGAACAAUUCAGACUCUGCGGUGGACGAGACAACUGCGUGCCAAGAAGUCUCGUCAGCUCCGGUCGGCGGCAAAGCGAACGACGAGGAUACGUUUAUGGCGAAAUCUAUUUCACCAGAAGUUGAUUUCGGCGAAAGGAACGAGCAGAAUGGCGCGUGCAGUGAAGAAACUUCUAAGGAACCGAUCGUUCCGCAAGGUUUAUCCGACGUCGCACUCACGGAGCGGCCGCAGCUUGACGAAGAGGACACUGAGCAGCAAUCGCGGAAGUUGGAUGUCGAAAGAGAGGUGACCGAAGCUUCUUCGUUAGGGAACGAAGCAACCAACGUGGACGAGGUGGAUGAUUGUAACGCCGCGAUGACACCCAAGCCGGUCGCCUCCUUGGAUCUGCUAGCGAUAUCGACGGAGAAGAGCGUGUGCGAUUUAUUCACGAGCGAAACACCCGAGCAGAAUAUAUCGGAGUUCACGGUCAUCAAGAGUAUCAUCGCGGGUGACAAGAAGAACGAACACCAGGAGCCCGAGACGAAGGACGGUGCUAAGGUUUGCGACAGCAUGAUCGACUCCAAGUUGCUGUGCAUGGAUUCCUCCGAUUGCGGGAUUUACGCGGAGGACAAGUGCGCGUUGACGCGAAUGUCCGAGCACGAUUUCACGGAGGAGGACAGUAUGGUGCCGAUGGAGUGGGAAACGAGCCAGAUUCAGGAAGACGCCGUGAAUCGUCUCUGCAGCAUGGACGAGUCGUCGAUCGAUUUCGCAGCUGCAGCUGCCAACUCGCUACAGGACAGCUCGCUUUUGCAUAAUUUAUCCCUUUCGAUACCCGUCAAGGAAUCGACAACGCCGGAAACGGCCGUCGCGAUUGAGAGUAGGUCGAGUGUGUCCGCGCCAGCGAUCGAACCGCCGCCGGAGAUGGAGAAAAUGACACCGAGCAACGAGGGAGACAAGGAGCAAGCCUCUUCCAGCGAGCAUGAAAAGAUGGCAUGUUUGCCCGCGACAGACUGCAAUGCCGGCACCAAGAUGGUUCCUAAAUUGGUCAUCAAGAAAAGCGAUAUAGAUAACAUGAUCCACAAAUCGCUCUUAAAGCGCGGAUGCCAACCGAAGAUACCGAAAAUGAUCAUCAGAAACGCGAGAUCCCGUCCAGGAACACCAUCCAUCGAGUCCGUUCACGAGGAGGUUCCCGUUCAGAUAAAUAUCUCAGACCGGAUGUCGCGAGCGAGCGAGGAACCAUGCGAGAACGACUCGGAAAGUUCUCUGCAAGAGUCGAACGAUUACAGAAGCAAAAUCCCGAAAAUGAAAAUUAAACUGGACGACAAGCACUCGAACAAGAUAAUGCGAGCCGAGGACACCACGGAGCUUUCCGUCAAGCGUAAAAAUAUCAAGAAAACCAUUCCGAAAGUGAAGAUAAAAAAUUCCUCGAGGAUCGAUCUGUCGGAUAACUCGGUCUGCAGUACUACUUCUCAAGACUCUAGGAAGAGUCUGGAAAAGUACGAGGAAAAGAUACCUAUAUUGAAGCUGAAGAAGCAGGAAAGGAACAGAUCGUCAUCGCCGGAAGCGUCGCGGAAGAGGCAAGGUUCGAGUCACUCGGAAAUGCCGAGCAAGAAGUGUAAGAGGUCAGGACGCGACGAGACGGGGCAUUCCACGAGACGCGGCAAUUUCCCCGAUUCUCGGACGGUGCUACCGGAGUGCGAAACGAGUAAGAGUCCCUUGGCGUGCAUCUCUGAAAAGAUUCCGAAAGUCAUCAUCAAAAGAACGUCGGCCAGUGCGGAAUUUAAGUGCGAGCUGAGCAAGGGAUGCAAGGACAUUAUCGCGAAAAGCGCAAAGUGGCAGCCGGCAGUCAAGUUGGAGAGAUAUCAGGUCCUGGAUAGCAUCGUGAAGGAUCUAAAAGCAAGUCACUCUUCUAUAUCAGCACGAAUCAUAGAUAAAAUAUUUGCAAAACGCAGGGACAGUCAUCACCAAGGAAAGAAGGAUGAUUAUAAGUUAUCCAGGUCGAGUUCGAUGUCGAAUUUGCUUCCGGUCAAGCACAAGCAGAGGAGAAUGUCGGAUUACGACUGCAGGAAGCCCGGCGACGCUGAUGGUUUUACUUGUGCACUGCCGCGAGACUCUAGUGAUAGUAGGACGUGUACCGCAUCAAAGAAGACUUCAGCAUCGUGCAGGGGUUACCACAGUGACAAUAAACGUAGAUCAAGAUCCCGCGAUAACCAUCCACAGGUAGAGACGGGCGUCACUUCGUCCGAUAAAGAAGUUGAUCGACCAUCUGGAAAAUCUGGCUCGGAGAAAGCAACUCCGCAGCACGAUGAGCACAGGACCGAGAGCUUUGAUACCCAUCAUAAGCAGGCAGCGAAGAAAACCGAGGAUGAAACGGUCUCGGAGCAGAAAUUGGAUCAGAAGAGCGCUCCCACCAGGCACUCGAGCAGUUCUGCGAACUUCAAGAUUGCUCUGAAGGAGUUGAAGACAACGCCCAAGAUAGAGACCUGUUUCGUGAAAUUGCCCGACUUGAACGAGAUAUCUUCCAAAGAGAUCAGCAUCAAAAAGCAAAUCAAGGAACAACGUGAUGAUCCUUUCCUGAGCAAAGAAGAGAUAGUUGCAAUAAAAAAGGAACCACUGAGUGACUGCCCGAGCGACGUUGCCAACAACUGUAAUCCGCGAGGUGACGGCAGUUUGCUCAAGGAUGCGAGCGUGCUGGACACUUUUGAACUGGACAGGAACGCCGUCAUUAAGAUCGAGUCCUCGGACGAGAGCCAAUCGACCAUAGAGAUCUUGCCUGCCUCGCCGGACGGCCCCGACGAGCUAGAGAGCCAGAUAAUCGAAGACGGCGACAGUGAACUGUACUCGGCAGACGCAAUUCCAACGCAGUUUGAGCUGGAGUUGGAGAUCGCGGACCACAGCAGCACGGAUCUGUUGGAUGUGACGAUGCCGAAACUCGAUCCCGUCGCUAACUAUAGCUCACGUUGCGCUCCCACCAAAGAAUCCUGCAGUAAUCAAAUCCCGAAACGUUACAGUAAGUCCGAGCUUUCACCUCGCAGUAAGAAUUCACCCGGAAGAGAUAAACACGCGGAGGUCGACGUCACCGGCAGCGACAAAUCUUCGCCGGACGACAAUGAUCUGAUCAAUUCCGCCAGAGAGGUUUCCCCAAAAUGCACCUGUAGCGAAGAGGCAGAUUCGACGAAGAGGAAUUUCUGUUGCAACGAUUCCUUGAUAAAAGAAGUUUUAGCGGCCAAGGAGACCCUGAAGAAGUGCCUUUCCAAGUCGAGAUGCGAGAACGGCAGCGCACAGAGUAACGCGCGGCCAAAGACGGCCGCGGAGAAGAAGCAGGGCUCGAGUUUUGAUCUCAAACGUCUCUCAGAGACGCAUUCUAAGUCAAGCGAUGGUCCUCAAGACUGUCGCGAUGAUGUUACCUCUCAGAGAGUCUCCGUGUCCGCGGCCGGCAAACGCAACAAAACUGAGACUACAGCCAACACCACCACCGAAAAGUCUGAUCAGAAACAUUCCAAGCAAGGUAAGAGCUGCUCCGUGAGGGAGAAAUCAAGCGAGAAGAGGGACAAAGAGUCCCAUCCUAAGGAGACGACGAAGGACGCGCGCGAGUGCACGACAUCCCUGGAAACGUUAAAGCGGGCCACGUCGAACGAAGGCCCGACUCGCACCAUAUGUCUGGGCGAGAAGAGACGGCACUCGGCGAAUCCGGACAACGGUAUUCUCCAGCUGCAAGAUUCGCAACGGAAAGAAUUGUCGGCCUACAAAAUUCCAAAAAUAUCGCGGUCCACGGAUCAGGGGAGUAACGCCGGCAGCAAGGCGAAGGAUGUCAAGCCAAAGAUGGAGAACAUGCCGAUAUUGGAACCUGAGAUUGCCGUAAGCUUCGACGCGAACUCGGACGCGGACAGUUCCAGGUCACCACCGAUGAUCACGCAUCAGGACGGGGAUCUCGAUGUAGCGGAGUCGAAGCUGGUGGACGAGAAAAUUAUAACGUUGGACAGUAAAGAGACGAACGACAUAAAGGACAUGUGCAAAAAGGGCGAGAUAUCCAUCACCGAUUUUAUAACUCAAUUGGCUUGUCACGAGAAGGCGACGAUAAAGCACAGACGGUACUGCAACUUGUGCGAGAGGUGGUUCCCCACGACGUCGCGGCAUCGACGGCACCUAGCUGGCUACCAACAUCGUCACAUAGAGCUGACACAACGUAGGAGCAUCCACGCGCUGUUCAUGCUCUUCACCGGCAAGCCUUGUCCCAGAUUGCUGCCGGCGAACGUCGCGCGAAACGAUUGUUCCCUGGGGGAGCUGACGCCGUUGCAAAUUGCAGUACAGGAUGUUAUAAAGAGCUUCGACGACGCGCCGCAACAAGAGAGUCCUAGGAAGCAGAACGACGUUGAUAAAUAAUCGCAAGUAAAUUAUCUGGUCUAAUUAUAGAGUUCUGUGAUCGUACUAACGGCUUACGGUGCAAUCUUCUGUGCGAACGUUAUCCUAUUCACGGUAGCGAUAAGACUACGUGAAUAUUCGAUGUAUCGCGAUACUGCUGCUGUUGUUAAUGAGACCAACGUCGAAAUUUUAAUCAUUAGAUAACGAACGCUUUUUAAAAGUUUGCCGAUUUAGCUACGUUAACCGAUGUGGGUUAUCAUUAAGAGAGAGAGAGAGUCACCCAUCAGGGAGGAAGCAAGUUUCUAGCUCACAAUUAGACACUUAGCCAAAGAAUCUAGCAAAGCUAAAACACAUUCGAUUAUUUACACUUUUCAGAAGACUCUGGUCUUUUAUUUGUACAAAGUUUUACGAGUGAUCGCUCAACGUGCUCACCGCGAAGUUUUAUUUAUAUUACAAAGAGACUUAUAUAUAACACAUAGAUGUAUAUAUAUGGUUAUACAUAUAUUUGUCAUUCCAGUUUGCAAAAGUAUAUGCGCUGACGACGAUUACGUUAACGAGAGGUAUAUACGGUUGAAAUUAUAUAUGUAAAACCGCGAUCAUGUCACUAAUAGAGCUGUACAAAGGGUACAACACGAAACAUUCCUAUGCGCGAACCUGAACCUGAGCUAUGAGAUAUUAAAAGAAAAAAAACGGUUUAUAUCGCGUAGUAGAAAUUUCCUUUCGCUGGAACGCAGUUCUGUCCUCGCGAUUUUACGUACCGGUGUACAAAAAUUGUCGAUAUUUUCUCGCACUGUGUGAACCGUGUUGAACGCACGUUGUGAGACAACCCGAACCUGUUUUACUUCAUUCCAUUUUUUAGUAGUUGUAGUUAUAGACGUGAAAUUUUAUUUAAUAAUAUAUAUAUAUUAUCGAUGUUAAUUUGUUUAUAAUAUUUUAUCGAUGUUGUUUUAAACGUAAUGUUAAAUUACAUGUUUGUUGUAAAUGUCAUUUGAUUGUUACGAUAUUGUUUCCACACGCUCUCGCGUACGUUAUUAUCUAUUAUUAUAUUACUAAAAAUUGUGUUAUGCAUUGCGCGAAGGAAACGAUAUCUCAUAGCUCAUAACGCGGUAGUUAAUAUUUUAACGGGGUAAAAAAACCAACUGCGGUAAGCCUUAAAGAAAAUCUCUGGAGGGGAUCCUGUGUCCAGACGCUAGAUAUUGACGAAUGUACAUAUUGCCAUACACAGAAGAGAUCUAUUGAAGCAAAAAGUCCGUGAUAUUAAUAUUAGAGUUUAAAGCGAGGGGGCAAGUCGACGAGCCAACCACGAUCUGCGGUGCAACCUUGUACCGUAGGUCUUUGUACAAACGAGCUAAAUGAAAUGUAUACGUUACGCUCGCACGCGUUACGAGCGUCUCGGGCGUAAUGUUCAGGCACUGGAUAGCAAUGCUCUACACGUGUAUCAGUUCAAAAAAUCUCUGUUAGCACACAGGUUUUAUAUAUUACACUGAUAAUUAUGUAAGCUCCCUUUUCUUCACGUGUUUCGCAUUCGACCGUAUCGAAUAAUAUUUCUUCGAUUACUUCGGGUGACAAGUGCAAUUAUAAGAAGUUUUUGCAGUUGCGUUUUUAAUCAAAGUGUGAAGACGUGUGAAAUUAUAUUUACGGGAGUGUAAAAUGAUUCCUUAAAGCACUAGUUCCUGGCUUUAGGCGGGAUUGAGGUAGAGAUAGCGUUACUUGUUAAGAGGCUGCAAUGAAGUGGUACUUCAUUGUAUUAUUACAUUAUACAUAUAUAUAUUAAUACAGGGUUGGCCGAUUGUAUUCAAUGAUUGUUUCACGCUACCUUCUAUAAUUUAUCCUACGAGGUUUCAAUGUGUCGGAGUGAACGUGCUUUCAUUCAGUCUAUUCUAGUUCUCGAAAAAUUUAACCAAAUAAUAUAAUAACUAGGUAAAUAUGUAAGAGUCUAUGGAUUGUUAUUACAGUUAGUCUUUGUUUUUCUUUAUUUGUUUCAAAUGUUUUAGAUUUUAUUCGCACGAGUGCCUUAAGAUAACACCUAACAGUAUUCGUUGUAUCGUGUGUUAUAUAUUAUAUAAAAAAAUAUAUAUAGAGGUCUAUAUAUAUAUAUACAUAUUAUAUAAAAAGAAAACGAAUGAGAAUCUAUAUAUUUGUACACUUGAGCAUGUUUAUACACGUGUACAUAAUUACGCCUUAGUUAUCGGAAGAGAGCAUAUACUAUAAAUUAAAUAUAUAUAUAUAUUGAAUAUACAUAUAUAAUUAUUUUUGAUUGCUACGUGAGAAGUUGUGAAAAUUUUAUCAGUCAUCAAUCUCUCUAGUUAUGAAAUCAGAAAGUCUUUACAUGAAGCGUAAGCAGAAUGUCCCAAAGUUUACUGUUAUUGCGAGACAGAAUAUAUUAUCAUCACACAUGUUUAAAGCAAGAUUUUUGUACGAUGUAAUCAUACUGCCUCAUUGCUGGUACAAAUGUUACUAUCCCGAAUACAAUGAGUACAAUAAUUCGAUGCCACUUUAUUUAUCUCACUGCACUGAUGAGGAUAUGUGAUCACACGAUGAUAUACGAUAUGAAUUAUUGUUAACACCAACAGCAAAUUGUUGAGUUUUGAUAAACAUCUGCGAGUACAAACUGCGUCCGCUACAAUAAUAAACUGAUUCGAUGGCUCAGGCUGCGCUAUAAAAGCUUCACGUAAACAUACAGAGGACAUAUGAUAUAUAUUUGCAACAUACAUGUAUAUCAAAUCUCAAAUACCAUAUCAAGAGUGAACUUACAAAUGUGUUGCAUAAAGAAAAAAUUACUGAUGAAAAUAUGCAAGUGUCUUAUGCGUGAAUACGAGAUAAUUGUUAAAAUAUCAAAUUUAUUGUACGCUGUUGAUGAAAAAUCCUUUUUUCAAUAACGAUAAACAAAUGUACGUUAAUGUUGUACUAUAACGUUAUGAUAAUCAAAUCCACGAAUAUAUUUAGGUUUACAGAAACAAAGUGGAUAUUUUAUAAAUCGUUAAGUGCACUCGAUGGUAUAAUAUAAUAAGAGAUCGCCUAUGCAAAUUCUACUGCGCUAUGAUUGAACUAUGAGGGUCGUGAAAUUGCCGCCGUGUUUAGUUUGUGCUAUUAAUUAUAUAUUGAAAGAAAAACAUAUAUAUGUAGAAAGUUAUAUAUUGCUCUCGUGACUAAGGCCUUCUUGUGUACGUAUAUCAUUGUUGUGUGCUCGAUGUGCCUAAAUUUUAAAAACGUUAUGUGCAUCACAUCACGUCCAAACGCAUAUAUACAUAUAUACAUAUACAUAUAUGUAUGAUAUAUUGGAAUUUAUGUACAUGAAAUAUUUUAUGAAUCUAUACAUCACUUGUACAUUGUGUAAGAAAAGUUCCUCGAACUAUGUACAAACAUCCAAUUGUACAUUAAAUCCGUACGUUGAUACAGAGAAGCAUCCUAUUCUGCAACGAAAAUUUCGCAGAACUCGAGAAGUUCUUAAGUGUCUCGUCUGUUAAGUUAUACAUAAUAUUUUGCCGCUGAUUUUGAAAUGAAAAAAAAAAACAA
Molecule: messenger RNA, 15118 nt
Organism: Ooceraea biroi (clonal raider ant)
Lineage: Eukaryota; Metazoa; Arthropoda; Insecta; Hymenoptera; Formicidae
Source: RefSeq, a predicted model, not a curated record